CUGAUCUCGAAAGGUUCACAGCUUUAGUUUGAUCGUCGGAUCAAGGGAAUUUCAGGGUACGUACAUACUGCACGACCUAUGCGAUACGUUUUUUCAUUUCUCUCUCCUAAACUUCAGCCUUAAAGGUUAGUACUAGUUUAGUUUGGGUGAGCUGAACCUCCAGGAGAGGAAGUGAAUUUUGGAAUUGGAGGAAAAACCUGAACAUCCCCAUGAAUGACACGUAUUAAGUUUUACUCAGGUAUUGUAACACCAUCUGUUUGUUAAUCUUGGGUGUUUAAAUGACUUAUGUCGGUUUUCUUUUUAUCAAAAGGGAAAUAAAAGCUGAAGAAAAAACCCACUGUGGAGUGAGCUACGAUUUUCCUUCGUUUUUUGAGAUUUUCGCCGCCGUGAAAGAGGUACGUAAGAAGUUCAUCUUUGACUGUCGUCAUUCCUCUUGUUAUGCAACCUGUUUGAAGUUUUCCUCAUUCGGUUUCAAAGCAGUGCGCUAGUGUUAGGCAUCCAACAAACACUCUGGACAAUCUCUCGUUUUAAAAAAAUUCUGCUAAAUUUUUCCAUAGAGAGACGAGAGGAAAGUAUGGUUAAACAGACAGUGGCUAGAUCAUUGAUCGUUUGGGCGUUGUUGCAGUUAUUGCAUAACGCCACCUCGAUCCAAGAAGGUAGGCUUCUUUCCACAGUUUAGAGCAAGUUUAAAGUAAUUCUAGAUGACAUUGGUUUUGCUUCUUUUGCUGUGUGAUGUGUCAAGAUUUAUUUCAUAUUUAAAACAGUCGCCAGUUGGUCACUCUCGUUUUCCUGCUUCUGUCAGUUUGCAUAUCUUCUCUUUGAGUUCUCACUUGACCCCCUGAGGUAAUUUCCUCUCUUGUGAUUCGUCGCUGCAACUUUUUGAGUUUGGAGUUACGACAUUCGAUCAAAAUGCGCCCUAUUUACAGUAUUUUGAAAAUAUAAAUGUAAUAUUUGAAUGUUCUUUCGGCCUUAAAUACUUUUAAAUCUCAGCUCGUAACCGAUAUUGCUCUUAUUUUCAGGUGGGGCACAGGAUAUCAACCAUCAACUCACCCGCCCUGAACGUGUAGACGGUAGACGAGAGAAACAAGACCUCUCAACUUCGGAAAAGGUUUUUUUUUCGUUCAAUUUCAUGUUAUUUUUUUGGUUCUUUACUCGUGCACUGGAUGCACUUUUAACUGUGAUCCAAGUGAUCCAUUCAGCGCACUAUUUUAAUAAACAACUUUUCGUAUUAACAUAACAAUAACAUUGGACAAGUGAUCUUUAUAGAGACAUUUUGAUGAAUAAUUAUUUUGUAUCACGUUGUUCUAGGGAGGUCACGUGGAUGAUGCCUCUUAUCGAUUGACUGCUUUUGACAAGGACUGGACCCUAGAUGUUAAACGAAACAAGUAUGUUUGUUGGCAAACAUUUCUUUUUACUGAAUCAGACUCUUGAAGUAAUUGAUUUGGUUAUACUAUUUUUAUGCUACCAACAAGACCUAUGGUUACAAGAUCGUUGAAAUUUACUUGUUUAUUCAUGUAUUUGUUCGCUAGUUAUUAUUUCUUUUGUCCUUCACUUCAUUCCUUAUGUCGUUGUUUGGCUCGCUUAUUUUAUCAUUUUACAUUAUAUUAUAUCUAUUUAUUUCUUUGUUUUCUCUUUUCAUUCACGAACUGUCCCAUUAUGUUCUUAUGUGUGGAUAUGAGUCAUGCAUAUCAAUAUGUCAAUAUAUCACGUUAUUUUGCUUCUCCUUUAGAGAGCUGAUUCCUUCAUCAUUCGCUGUUCGCACGUUCGAAAAUGAUGGAUCAGAGGUCAUACAAGAGGUAGGUAUAAGUUAUAGAACAUAUUAGAAAGCACAAGGUUGAUCAUGCAGUCGUAAACGUUUGGUUUCCAUAUGCGAAUCCUGUCAGAGGCUUUUUAUGGACGAAAGCUUUUUCUGCAAAUUUAAAAACAAACUAAUUUUCUCGUAAUGACACCAAGUAAUUGGUUCUGCAUCUAUGUCAUCUUUGCUGGCUGAACAUCUGAAAAUAUCGAUUUUUUUUAGCUCUAAUUUAAGGUGGCUAACAGCAAUUUAUAGAUAAAUGCGAAUGCAAUCUCUCUCUCUACCAGUCACUUAAAUAUCGAUAACAUCGAACUCUAUCCACAUUUGCAAAUGUGUUAAACUUAUGAUAGUGAUCCGUCAAUUUAAAGAUGAGUAUUUAGUUUUAUAUAAAAGAUAUUACCAUGCUUGAGAAGAUACGAAUUUCUGGAAACUUUAAAAGAUAAGGGGGUGGGGUGGGUGAGGGGCCAGGGCCAUCUAACGUUAUGUUCAUUGUAUGCACUUCUCUCUCAGGGUAAUUACGAUCAUUGUCACUAUCAAGGUACCAUACGAGGCCUGAAUGAUUCUCGCGUUGUCCUGAAUACCUGUUCGGGGUUGAGGUAAGGUUUUAUUGCUGUAGUAUGACUGUAUAAUGCAUUUCAAACAUGACAUCUUCACUAGAUUAAUUCGAUACUAUGUACAUUUUACAAAUGUGUGCACAAAAAGCUCAUAAAAGCAAACAGGAUACUUACAUUGGGUUUAUACUUUAUAAGAAGCGUGUAGAAUUUGCAUGACUUGUUAUCUUGAUUUGUUCCCUUUACUGCAUGCAGCAUGAGAGGGUGGAAGCAAGGGCUUGACAACGUUAUGUUAUAUCUGUUGCUAUUGCAUACACUAGGGAGCUUUUCAGUCGCGUGUUUUAAGACCAACACCAAAGCAGUUAAAAAAGCUAACAAAGGUCAAUAUUUCAGUAAGCCAACGAGAACGCAAAGUAGAAAUAAGUGAACUGUUUGAGGCGCGGGAAAACGUGAGUGAAAAACUCAUAAUCUAUGUGGCGUCUCCAUUUGAUUGGUUGAUUGGUUAGUUAAUGCUGGUUUUCUUGUCCAAUCGCACAUCGUAGAAGGGGAAACCCAUUGAAAUGCAGGAAUUGCUUCCGUGUCACUUGAAAAUUUCUUGAUAUGGAAAUGAGAGAUAUCAAUGUUGUUUUUUUAGAGGCUUAAUAGAUGAUGGUCAUGAAACGUUUUACAUUAUACCUGAGACUGGACAUGAGGCAAGUUUAACUGAAAUACAAAUCUUAAAAUCAAUAGAAUUUGGUUGAACUGUAAAAUAAUUUUCAUCCCUUUAUUUUACUAUACACAAUAUUUUAAAAAUUGACUUUGUUUGUAUAGUUUUUGGCCAAAGUUGAUUGCUAUUUUUCACACUAGAUCUCUGUAGCAAGUUAAGUUUUUAGUCAAAUGAAUCAUGUCGCUAAAAAUUUGCUUCCUUUUUACCUUCGUUUUCUUUAAAAUCGUUACUGUAUCAAAUUCCAGGAAAAUGGAACUCACAGAGUCAGUAAAGCUGAAGAAGACGAGUCCCAAGAUAUCUUCCAUAAUUGUGGUAAAUCAAAAGCUCACAGUACUUUGCGAAAACAUAACAUUCAAUGGGUGCGCCUUUUUAUUUUGCUUCAAAGCAUCUAAAAAAGGUUUCAUUUGUUGUCUUUUGCUAUUUUAAGGACUUUAUCGCCUCAGAGAAAUUCCCCACAGAUACUGUACUUAUUUGUGGUGUCAUGUUUAUCGCGGUUGGUACGUUUGAUAAUCACCAUUUUUCUUUCUUCAGGAAACGACGAAAUUCAAGCAGACUCCCAUUUCUUAAACGAAACUUCUGGACCAGUUGCUAGGGUAGGUGGUUACUUUUUAGACAAAACACUAUUUUUCAUCACUACUCUAAACAACUGUGUUUGAUUAUUUUGGUUUUGAUCCAGAAGAGACGUAGCAUAUCGGGUCAUAUUGAUGAGUCCUACAAGAAAUACCUGACAACUGAUGAGACGCGAUAUACCGAAAUUUUCAUUUGUGUUGACAAUGAAAUAGUAAGUACUGUUUAUUACAAAAGAUAAAUUAUUUGCUCCUUAGACCGAUUAUCAAAACAACUUCAGCCUUUACCCUCACUUUCACCUUCACUUUUACCUAGAUUUAGUUUUGGAGCCAAAGUUCAUUCACUCACAUACUCACCCACUCCAUACUGUCUAAUCUGUUAGACAACUAAUUUAUAUAUUAAAACUUGGAUCAACCGCAAUAUCCCUGCCUAUCCUACUAGGUUUGUCUCUCUCCGCAUUAUUUUCUUCUUUUUCUUUAUCUGGGGAAUAAGGCAAAGGAGGAAAUUAUAUCAGGUACACCUAGAAAUCUCCCGAUAACCGGGUUGACGUUAUUUGUAUUUUGUUUUUUGUUUUUUUUAACACCUAAAGAUUAUAGGAGCUCGCGAACUCAGAAUUGUUUUGAUAAUUGACCUGAAACUUGAAUUUCCCCACAAUGAUGAUCAUGUUAUCUGCUUUCAACAGUACCGGAAAUAUAACAGGGAUAAAAAUGUCAUCAAAGAUCGAGUCAUAACAUUAGUAAACGCUGUUGAUGCGGUAAGUUAUCUUUACAGCUUUACUUUAGCUUCCCUUCUCGCAAAACAUUUCUUUAUUUGUCUUUUAUUAGAAAAAAAUAGCAUACCUCUUGAACCUCUCCCCUACAUUCACACUUUCUUUGUUUAGAUUAACCCUAUCAAUCCCAGAAAUGCCAAAAAUAUUUUAGUUCCUGGUAGUUUUCUUAUCCGUUUUAUCUUUGUGGGGGCAGAUCAAAGAUUUUUUUUAGAACGGGGUGUAUCAGUAACGAGUCGCAUAACUGACGGGUUGCGUAAACAAAAUUUUAUCGCCAACAACAAAUGGAAGGCUUACAACCUGCUGAAUAAUGAGGUAGAUUUUGUGUAACAAGGAAGUUAUAUUAGAAAGCCGCAUGUCGUCUAAGGGAGGGGGGGGAGGGGAGGUUGCGCACCUCCUGAACCCCUGAAAUGACCAAAAACUAAUUAAUAUUGUCCUCACAUUUUCGAUGCUUUUUUUCAAAAAAGAGCAAUUUUCACAAUAACUUGAUCUGACUUUGCCGCCGAUAAGUACAUAGUCAUUACGCUGUUCUUCUUAUUGCUUAGAUUUCCCAAAUGGUACUGAACAUAUCAACAGUUAAUAACGAAUUAAUUAAUUAUUUCCCAACUAAGUAUCUUUGAAAUAUCUUGAUUUUUUGUCUCUUGUAAAGAUCUAUCAGCGAAUUAAUAUCAGGAUAGUUCUGAAGUACUUGGAAAUCUGGACAAACGGAGAUCCUUUCGGGCGUGGGCGAAAUUCAGGGACUGAAUUAAACAAUUUCAGGGCCUAUCGAAAUAAAAAUUUGGUGAAAAGGUUCCCUCAUGACAACGCUCUUUUACUGAGGUAAAAUUUUUUCAUCCUUACGAAAUUUUUUUCAUACCUCCCAACUCAAAAAUUUCUUUCGAUUAGAGAAGAAAUCUUUUUUCAAAGGGUAAAAUCGAUGGGGGUAGUUUGAGUCACAACAUAUGAUCUAGAACAUAGCGUCCUUAACCGCAAAAAAAGUUAUCCUUCUCAGGUAACCCUGUAUCAUCUAAUCUCGGUUGGUCGCUAAAAGGACCGAAAAAUUCCGUGUCUUGCCAUCUGUGUGGUAGAUCAUUAAUUUGUUAUGACACUUAUCAGAGAUUGAUGUAAUAGUAUGCAUAUACUAUACUUCCCUUCGGGGCUCAGGAAAAAAGCCGAGCAACGCGCAAAAUAUCCAGGGGUAUUGAACAAGGACUAUUUAUCGCGGAAAAUGGUAAACAGUAGACAGCAAAAGUUCGUUUUUUGUCUUUGGCUGGUCAUUUGAAUUUUGAUACCUCCAUCGUCGAGGAAAGUAAGUUUUCCAGGUUUAUUUCGCUUCGUUUUUUUUUUCCAGUCACAGAAGUUGGGACAAACAUAUUGUUGGUCUAGCAUGGGUCAAUGCGAUGUGUGGCGGAAAUUCAAACUCUAUUAACGCCGUAAGUUAUAUGAAGAAAUAUGACUUGCACUGUUUUUGCUUCAUUAUGUCCUGAGAUCCUUUAGAAUACCAAUCACCAAUUUCAACCAAUCAGAGGCAAAAGAAACACUAGUCGUGAUUUGAUAGCCAACGUUUUCCCGCGCUCUAGAAAAAUUGGUUGUUUUGACUUUGGUCUCCCAUUGGUUUCCUGUAAUCUUUUCCUUCUUUCCUGAUGGGCUUUUGUAACUACCUAUGUUUGGAUUUACGGCACUCGAUCGAAAUACUCCUUAAAGUGGCGCGGGCUUUGGCUUUUUAUCAGCAUGCUCAAAUAUAGGAAGAUUUCUUACCCGUCCUGGAACUUAAAGGUCGACAUAUGGUUGAUAUUAAAUAUGCCUCAAAAUUUUAGGAGCAAUAACAUCCAAGACUCACAGGGAAAAAAAAAGCUCAUGAAUCAUAUUCUUUUUAUUCGUAGUGGUCUUAUAGCAGUAUCAUUGGUCCUUAUGUAACCGUUGCUCAUGAAAUGGGCCACAACUUUGCGUUCAAUCAUGAUACAGGUAGGAAAAAUCUAAUCAUAAAUAAUUGUAGAGAUGAUCUUGGGUUACGUAGAGUUAUGUAAGAAAAUAAUUAUGAUAACAUGAAAAUGCACACGAUACCUACAGGCUUUGAUGUCAUAGAUGAGGAGGCAGAAGUAUAAUUUUUAAAUUUUGAUUUAAAUUUGUUUGUGUUUUACCCAAAUCUAAUAAAACUGUUAAAUAUUGAUAAAGAUUUCUCGAAAUAUCCAAAAUGAAUUUCGACUCAGAAGUCUUCGAUUUUCUAAAACUAUUUUACAGUUCUAAACUUCUAUCCUUGUUAAAUUGUUCAUCUCAACCGUUAUUUUUUUCUUAUUCUCUUAUUUACACAACCUUUCGUCUCCAUGCAGGGAACUGCAAGUGCUUAACUCCACGAGGCUGUUUCAUGGGAGGUCACAAGUAGGUCAUUCUCAAAAAAAUCUGGCGAUGAGAUACACUUGCAUUACUUGGCGUAACCGAGCGGUAAAGGCGUUGGACUUGUAAUCUGGUGGUCCCGAGUCCAAGUCCUCCACCCUGCCAUUCACUGGCUUUGUUCUCGGUCGCCCCUAGUUCAACUCAAUGGCUGUGCUGCGUAAAUAACCAACUGGUCUGCCUCCUGCCAGUUGAGAUUUUCAAGCACUCUAUGUUUGUCUCAGUCAUUGUAAAGUACUAUCGGAUAGCAUGGAAAUAGCGCUCUACAUAAAUAGUGUGUUAUUAUUAAUACUCAGGUCCUCCUUAAUAAUACCGUCCAUUUCUAUAGCUAUUUGUUGUUUUGUCACAGUCUUCAAUGAAAAUUAAAGUAAACCACUCUCUCUUACAAUGAGUUCUAUUGUUGAGUUAUUUAACAAAACAUUAUACAGAAACUCAGUCAGUAAAAUACUAUUGAAUACAAAUAAAAUCAUAUCAAAAAGUUGGAUGAAAACAGAGCAACAAUAAAAGUGCAAGACGAAAUUCAUCGCAGUUGUAAAUUCGUGCAAGACAUUUUAUUGAGUAGGUGAUGUUUACGUAUCUGCUAUAUUUGCAUCGACUGAGAUCUGACGAGAAAUUUUCCCAAUUUUGAUUUCAGGACUAGACUUCCAGGAUUUUCAGAUUGCAGCCUUAAAUCGCUUCAAAAGAUCAAUGAUGCGUGCUUGUACAACGUACCAACUUACAAGGUAACCAUAACAAACCAGAAAAAGAGGAGGGGGAGAUUGCGGAUGAUAAUUUAUUCAAGAAUUAUCAGCCUUUUAAUUAUAAGCAGCCCUAAAAAUAUCGACAAAAUAAAGGUAUCCCCCAUGUAAUGGAGUCCUUUCACACAACAAAGAACAAACUCAUUUUCUAGUCAAAAUUUGGUUAGCGUUCAGAUGAUACUUAAGGGCUUAAAUUCAGCAAAUUUGGAUGCAAUUGUCACAAACAUGGGUAUGAUAAAUAAAACGUCAGAAAAUGUAUUAUUUGGAUUUCUCAUUUUUGAUCACUGCUUCGGUUUCGAUUUCGGUUGAAAUAUGCACUUAAGUAGCUAGAAGAACAUCUUGAAGCUGUUGAUUCGUUUGGUUUUCCUUUAGGCCUACAACAGUUAUUGUGGAAAUGGCAUACGCGAGAAAGGAGAGGAGUGCGACUGUGGGACCCCUGAGGUUUGUAAAUGAUUUGAGCAAAAUUCCUUUUUUAGAGAGUUUGGGUUUAACAAUUUAAUACACUAUUAUGUGUUUGUUUAAAUUGCUUUAGCGUGGGGUUUAUUGCGAUGUCUCUACAAAGGCUGUCGUAAGGACGUCUUAAUCCUUCAACUCCCAUGAGUGACCAAGACAGAAUUUCUCCUUACAAUAUUAGUACAAUAUCAAGCAGACAACUUAUGAGAAUAAAGAAAAAUAUUAACUGAGGGACUUUUAGUUGAUUCAAUACCAAAUUCUCUAGACUAAAUUCUCUAAACCAACAUCACAAGAACUACAUGGUAGACAGUAAGGAGAAUUACUAAUGAGAUCUUGGGAGUUAAAGGGUUAAAUUGUCCAACACUUACAAUAGCUGACUACUUUCAUGAUGUGACAGCAUUCAUUCUUCGGACACGAUCAGGAAUGAUGAAAAUGGUUCUUAAUCUCCUCAGAUGUGCCAGGCCAAAGAUCCUUGCUGUGAACCUCACAACUGUGUCCUCAAAAAGGAAUCACAGUGCAGUGACUUACAUCACUCAUGCUGCAAGAACUGCUUGGUAACAAAAUAAUCAACAAUCCCUUGAACAUUACGGGCUCAUGAAACUGAGAAGUGUUGAGUUAGAGACUGCAUGAAAUUUAAAAAAGAAUUUUUGAGAUUCAACUGACAACAGUUGCUGUGAGAAAGUGCCCUUUUAAGUAAAUAUUAGUCUGAAUUAUAUAUUUAUCUUUUUCUAGUAUUCCCUCAAUUACAGCUCACUUACGAAGGCUUUUCCUUAAAUUGAUCAUCAUCCACAAGUCAAAAUAUUAUCUACUUCUUUUGAAUAUGAACGAAGAGCACGAUAACACGGGCGCACCUGAACGGUCAGGAAGCAAGCCUACUUUCAAUUUUUAGGGCAAAUUUGCAGAAGAAAACAAAAAACGACACCAUAAGGAGAUCUAAUGUUAUUUCAGUUACCCACAAGAUCAGUUUUCUCGCGAGAAAUGCGUAGUAUAGGAUCCAAAAUAAUUAUAGCAGAUAGAUUAAAGUGUUUCAUCGUUGAAACGAUGGUUCUUAGUACUUUACGCAAUCUAAUUGCAAAUUCUGACUCUUGUUUAGUUUAAGAAACAAGGAACGUUAUGUCGUGGAGUCAAAACUGAUUGCGAUGUUCCAGAAUAUUGCACUGGUGCUUCAAGAGACGUAAGAAAAUUAAGAAUUUGACUCAGAAAUUAUUGUGAAAUGGAAACCACCGUGUAGUAGCUAACAAGUGGGUCAUUGUCAAAAUAUGUUAUGGCACUUUGUUAUGUCCACAAUAAAACGAACAUACGGCGCCAGAAAUGGUCGGAAUACUAGCUGCAAAAUUCGUGUGCACAACUUUAUCAAUUCACUGCCGAAGUUACUAUCAGCCGUGUGUAUGAUUUUUUUAAAUCGCACUAUUUAUGCGGUAGUGUAGGGGUCAGCGUGUUAGUGAAUCGCUCAUGUCUAACAUAGUUUGGGUUUUAAUACCGAUAAAAGAAUCGUUACUCUAGAUUAUCUCAAGAACAAACCUCAAUUAUGCUUAAUUACUGAACUUUAAAAGCUUAAAAGUUGAUCACGCUUACUCUUUCAGUGUCCUGAAGACACCUACAUCAUCAAUGGAUAUCCAUGUAGCCAAGCGAAAACGGUACGUUUCUCAUGAUCAGAAAGAUAUCAUGUUACAUAGUUCAAAACGUUAUUCACUUUUACCGAAGUGCCACUAAGUUCUGUCUCUAAAUAUUAUGAAUUUACCAGUAAUGUGCAUAACUAGGUGACCAGCACUCAUUUUAAAAGAACAAUAUUUCCAACUAGUUGUCAUAUACCUUUCAUCAUCUCGUCGGUCUUCAAUGCGAUUCCUUUCUCCCGUGAUUUUUCUUCUCGUUUGCUUAUUUUCACGAGAAAGGUUUGGACAAAAAACGAAUAAUUCGUGGCACGAAAAAAACAGGUUUACAUUUACUUCUCUUUGUUAUUUUUCCUUUAAAUCCGUGUACAUCUAACUCGCUUGACUAAAAGCCAGAAAGCACCGCUGAGCCGGUGUAUUCCUGUCUGCAAAGUGGGUUGUGAAGAUAAUUUUGCCACUUACGAGUCACAUUUUAGUUAAUUUGAAGAAAGUCCUUGGGCUAAUCAUUGAUUUUUUUGCUGAAAUGCUUUGAAGGUUAUACAAGGAAACACUAACUUCUACAGUGUGGUCACAAGGGACUUGAACCCCAUGAUCAACGCUCGUUAUCUUCGUAUCAAUCCUCAAUACUGGCAUGGCUGGCCCUGUAUGAGAACUGACUUCAUGGGAUGUUCUGCGCAUGAAGGUAAUGGUACGCUACAAUGCUACUCCACGUUGUUGCGUAUAUCUUGGUCCGGAAGUCAAAUAAUCACUCUAUUUUAACAUGUUUCUUUACGUUCGUUCUGAUAGUAAGUCCAACUACUCCUACACCGCUAAAGUCAAACAACUUUGACCUUUGUCUGGCUCCAUCAAGCAAGAGUUGUUCCCCACGUGACAACGAGCUCAUCAUAUUUGUAUCCGGAAGCAGAUGCUCAGAGAGACAUUUUCAAUUCACGCGUGGCAAAGACGGAUUGUUACGCCACGCUUGCAGUGGGAAAUUGGUCUGUCCAGAAAAUGGCGGGACGCAUGAUGGUGCAAAGAUUGUGGUCAGCAGGACUUGUAAAGUCGCAGACUCGAAAUUUAUACGAACCGUAGGUAAGUCCAAAGAAAUGCAUAUUACCUCCUUAGUGGCCACCUCUCGAACUGAGAAUGUAUUCAACAAUCAGAGGUACAUAUAUACACCUUAUUAGCUGAUUUAGAAAGAUAUAUUUGAAUCGUAGGGUAACGUAGUUUCCAUCAAUGUUUGUGCUUCUUGGGUUCUGUUGUUUACGUUCCCUGGAGUGGAGGGGGGCUGGAGGAAUUCUUUCGGAAGAUUUUUUUUAGGUGUUUGCCUCAGUGGAAUUAAAAUCUUGAUGCUAAUUGAGUCAAAAUCCAAUAAUUUCGCUUCCCAGGUUAAGGCAAAAAGUUUUAGGACAGUUUUACAGACAAUUGCCUCAUGUACGGCUACUGAACUUAGGUUUCCAAUAUUUCAUGAAAUCCUUAAAAAAAGCCACUUUCAACGGAAAUUUUCACCGCUUACCAACCUGCAGGUAUUUCAAGUAAUUGCAUUCCGUUUUGUUUUCUGAUGGCUAGGUCUAUUGUUUGUUUGUUUGUUUACUUAAUAGGGCGAUCUUUAAAGCACGUCAAGUCUGGCAGAUGUGUUCAUCCUACGGGAUACUGGCCAGGAAACGGAAGACAUCUGGUAAUAUGGUCUGGAUGCGAUCAGCACAGGCUACAACUGUGGUUCGGGAAACAAGGUACACCUUUUAAUGAUAAUAACAAUGAUAAUAACAAUAGUAAUAAUAAUAGUAAUUAUAAUAACAAUAUUUUAGCAGGGAGCCCACUUCACCGAAAGGUGCUCUUCAGUGGGGCCCUGUACAUACUACAAUUAACUUCAAUUAAAUAAGAACUACACAUGGUAAAAGAAUAAAAACUAGAUUAAACUUUUUACCAGAUAUCACACUUUUAAAGUAUACGUUGUGGGAAAAGCGGUGGUCUCGUGGUUAACGCGACGGUUUAUAUAUGAAAAAGGUCCUGGGUGGGACCUUUUUUGCUGUGUAGGAGAGACACUGGCCUCUCUCGGCGCCUUACAUCCUAUCCAUAGCACCCAAUUUUUUUAAGAACUUAAAUUCGAGUUAAAAAAACUGGUUUAUACUUUCCUCUCAAUACAUUACAUAGUAUAAGUCGUAUACUUAUAGAUUGUGUGGAGCCUCUUGGAAUGCAGAACGGUGAAAUCAAAGACCGCCAGAUUACUGCUACCUCAUAUAGAGCUCAGGAUUUUGCGCAUUAUGCAAGACUCAAAGGCAAAAAAUACUGGUGUGCCAAAGCUAAUAACAAGGCCGAAUAUAUACAAGUUGACUUGGGAAAGGUACGUUUUGAUAAUAGAUUAGAAUAGUCGGAUAGUUUAUGAACAAUGCAAAAACAGAAUACGAGGAAAGAUGGUAAGGUGUAUUCUGAGCACGAGCGCCUUAGUAAAUAAAAUUUUGUACCCUUUACAAUACCUUAGGGAGACUCGCGAUCUAGUUCUAGUUUAAACGCUUUAAGGAUAUAUAUAAUUUGUUAUUUUGGAAUUUUUAUCGUUUCGUUCUUGCAACAAGCCUUUGAGAAUUGUUGAUAAUCGAACACUUCUUCUCACUUUUAAUCGAACAGAAACUUGAAAGAAUUCAUUUUUUAUUCGAGUUUGUCGCUCAAGGAAUGAACUACCUCUUAGCAUUAAAGAGCCUAACACUUUGUCAGUCUUUGGCCAGAAACAGGUUAAUUGUUUUAAUGUUAAAUUUCAGCGCUAAUUCGUUAUCGCAGUUCACUUAUUAUUACUAUGAGUUUAGAUAAUUUUUUUUGUAAUUAGUUUUUCAUAUUGAUUUUUUUUAAUUAGGUAAAGAAUUAACUACUAGAAUCUUUGAUACUGUAAGGCGGCUUAUGGCAAGGAAUCUUGUAUUCUGUCCUCAAAAUUUAUUGGAUCGACCGGUGCAACGUGAUUUAAUUUGGAACGUAUAGUAAAGCUUAAAGAAUCCCUAAUCUCCGAUUUUUGUCGAGAGGUCAUUCAUUAUUCAAAAGCAGCCAAGUGGAAUCGAUUGUCAAAACUCAAAGGUGAAGGCUUUAUGGUGUUACCUGUCUUCUAUCCAGUUAAUCAUCAGAAAAAAAAAAUUUAGUGUUUUGUCAGUUGUAACGGAUCAUAGGAUGAAGUCAUUAUGUUUGACCCAGGAUCAUUUCAGAGUUAUAUCCUACAAAGCCACCUCUCGCCAACAGAGCUGCUUCAAACGUAACUGAUCAUCAUUAAGCAUUUUCAACUUGGUUGUUACCUUUAUAGAUGGACUUUUAUAUAUUGUCUUAUUGUCCUUUUACAAAUCUAGGUUAAAACUGUCAGUAAAAUCCUGAUGCAAGGCCGUGGAAACUGGUACGACUGGGUGACCGGCUUCUUCUUACACUACAGUUACGAUGGUCAGCGGUGGAAUACUUACGCCGAGAGUGGUGACGAUCAACAAUCCGAUGUAAGCAAAGGAUAUUGUAAUCACUCAAAGUCAGUUGUCUGUUUACUUCUAAGAGCCUUUUUUGUUUUCUUUCCCAUUUCAGUCCUUCUGUUACCUUGGAAAGUGCAGCGAAACUCCUAACACUCAGUGCAAGGACUUAUGGGGAGCUAGUAAGUAAAUGUGCUCAUUUCUUUUUGUCUUUUAUGUUACUUAGCAUUUUGAUACAAACACUAGUUGCUGUUACUUCAAUACAUUAAAUAUUCUUUUAAGAUUUGUACUUUAUGUUCAAUCUUUAUUAGUUGCCGAUUUAAUGUUUUUUCCUAAAUAAAGGUGUCUCACUUCAAGGUUCAUGAAUUAUUUCAAACAUUAUGUUUUUUAGUUAAAUACUAAAAUAGACCACAUUACGAGUACACUCGACAGGAUUUAGACCUAAAACCCCUCAAAUGAGGAAAUUUGGAUGCUAAAAGCCUCUCGGUUCAAUUAUAGUUAAUUGACGUCUUCCUGCGCUCCGACAAAGGGCUAACGCUCGAAUCUUCAGCUUUACAAACUCUAUACAGGUGGCCCAUUUACAGUAUCAAAUCAGUUGAUAAAACCAAGUUACUAUGUUUUACCCCUAACGACGCAGCACCACAGUUUCUUCAAAAACUUACCCCCUUUAUUCAUUUGAGACUAACUUGACCUAUUACAGCCGCCACAAGCGCUGACCAAGGAUGCUAUGACAAACUGAACACUGAGGCUAGAGGAUAUGGUACAUGUGACCCAACAACUAAAAGACGUUGUGCUUCAAGGUACAUGACAUUCUUUUUAGUGAGCGGAGUACCAUUCCUAAGAAAAUUUAUGAAUUUCUUAAGUGCAAUUUACAAACUACACAAAGACCGCUCGAUAAACGGCCAAAAGAAGAUGACAUAACUCUUUGUUUUACAUACUGAAACAUCCUAAGGUUUUAAUAAUGAAGAGAUUUCGUUUCAUGAUCAAAAAAAAAAUUCUAAUGGUACAAUUAAUGAAAAAGUAAAACAAUUUAAGUGAUAACAAAAUGUGUUAUUUAACCAUUAGCAAGAGUCUUCAAACCCAACCUACGUAAGAUUUCAUUUAAAGUCCUUUUAACUAGUAAAUCUUACUAGUUUCUUACGUUCUGUGCAAGGAGGCGUGUUACGUUAUCAGCUUGGCGGCAACUAAUUAAUAUAUUUUCUCCAAGGGAUGUUUUAUGCGGCCAGCUGCAAUGUGAAGCGGACGAUAGCAGAAAAAAACCUGUUGUUGACUAUGGACGGGCCAGAGACAAAAAGAUAAUUUUGCCUUCCGGGAAAAAAUGCAAGUUAGUAUUACUUUCUUUUUGUUACUCUGAGAAAAAAGGGGUCAACUUUUAAAGCCUCUCGUAAGCUAGAUGAUAAGGACGAGUUUCAAAACGUUAUACUCGUAGUGUUUGACUUUGCCUUUGCAAUUUGACUUUGAGGAGUUUCUCUUUUUUUUGUAAAUCCAUAUUUAAACUUACUUUUAGAUGCAUUCUGUUCAAUUCCCUCACAUAUCUUAAGAAACGAAACCAUUAAAACGUACAAUUGAAAAAAAAACCGUUUGAUCACUUUUGGGUCAUAUUUUCAAGAAAUGCAAAAACACGUAGUCAAACACGGUUUUACUUCUCACAGUGCUGUAGAACUGAAACGUGGUGACAGCGUUGGACUGGGAAUGGUAAGAGAUGGAACAAAAUGUGGACCUCAUAAGGUACGACACCAUUAGCCUCCUUUUAAGUCCCUUUACGGAUUCAUCCUGUCACGCAGGCUAUCAAUUAAUAUCUAAACAUAAUCUUAAACACUCAGAACGUUCCUGUUUCAUAAAUAUAAAGCCGUUUGGGGAAAAAAACCGACUCCUUUCAUAUACCGUGAUUUCCCCGCUUUAUUGCACAUUAGGAAACAUUUUUCUCCACAAUCAAUUUAUCGUAAGAAAAGUAUGGAAGAACAGCAACCAUUCGGUUACAAGAGUUUUAGUGAGAAGAGUUCCAUGUUGAAAGAAUUGCUUUGAAUAUGGAGAAAAUUAUUUAGAAAAAAAAGUUCUGGGUUAUUACUUAGUAAAGAGCGCUUUCGGUGUCCUUCUAAGAACAAAUGUGAGUCUGCUCUCUCGUGUCCAUCCACCCUCCGCGCGAUUUCACCUCUUCACAAUACGCCCAAUGUCGAUAUAAAUACACUGUGAAUAUGUUUACCUUAGUCCGAAAGUUUACUCCUGCUUAUGUAUGUUUAAGAUGUGUGUCAAUUACAAGUGCCAGUCACUCAGUUAUCUCAAUGUGGUUGGCAAGUGUCCAGUAGUCGGCAACAAAGAGUGUGCAGGAAGAGGGGUACGUAAUUCUUAAUGUUGAGUUCGUGAGAAGCAUAAAAAUGGCGUUAACAUUCUACGCAGUCUAAGUUUUACACCAUCAUGCAAGGGAGAUCCCCUUUUUCCUAGUCAACUGUAUGUAAUUUGCAAGGAAUGAACAGCUGUCAGAAAAAACAAUAAUCACGUGGAUUCUCAACGAACUGAUAUUUGCUAUUGACCCGAGUAUUAUUCGCAGAACUUUUUCUGUGUCUGACUUGGAAACUCUGUUGAUAAGAGCUUGCCUAGUUAAACUAUUGACGUAACAUAUUCAGAUGUCUCUUUGGGAAGUAAGCCCAAUGCGACUGAAUGGAAAGCAGCGCAAUGUGAAUUCGAAUAUAUAAGGCGUGACUUGAAUCACGAAAAUUCACUGAAGUCACUAGCAUUUUCUCAUUUAAAUUUUAAUCAUUACAAAAUGUUUCUAGGUCUGCACUAAUAAGAAGGUUUGCCAUUGCCAAGGAGGAUUUGAUCCCAAAGAUGGUUGCAAGUCAGGUGAGAGCCGAAGGUUUUUUCUUUGAUAUUCAAAUGUUAUUUUCUCAGUGAGAGCUAUUUGCUAAUAUCCCUUGCACUUUUAACUUCCUUGUGCAGAGCUGUCUCCACGUAACGGAGCCUGGGGUAGGUGGUCCUCAUGGACAAAGUGUGACAAAGGCUGCGAUGGCGGAAAGAGAAGAAGACAUCGGUACUGUGACAAUCCCCUACCUCUGCAUGGUGGAGCUGACUGCGCUGGACAACGGCUCCAGACAAAGGAUUGUAACACACAGAGAUGUCCAAGUGAGCGAAAGAUGUGAACCAAGAAAAAGUUCUUGUUCGAUUGAUUAACUUACUUUCUUGUAGUUAGUUAUAUCAGUGUGUUCACUGAUAAAAACUUCACAAGACUAAGGAUGCUGUAAACCUGAAAAUUUUUUGGUAACUUCGGAUGCAAUUUGAAGAGUACAUGAGAAGUGGUGAAGAAAGCUGCAAACUAAAAAAACAACUUGAACUUUGAAAAGAUGAAAUGAUCCCAGUAGUGAUGAUUUACAAAUUUUUAGUUGAGAAACAACUUCGAAAAUGAGUAAUUAUUCUUCUCACCGUCCAUGAUUCAUUCUAUUGUUGAUUCCCUCCUUAUCGGCAAUUUAUUGGUAGUCAAUUUUCUUUACUCCCCUCCCCCCUUAAAACUCUGUUGGCGGUGACUAAUCCCUCCCUAAUCCCUUGAAACCAUGUGACCCCCCCCAAAUCCUCAACCCUCCCUCCCCUCCCCCGGGCGAUAAAUGAUGGCAAGUCUCUUAACCUUUUAACACCCAUGGGUGACUAAGACAGAAUUUCUCCCUACAACUUAUACCAUCAGUAUAAUAUCAAGUAGAAAAUUGAUAAGAAUAAAGAAAAAUAUCAGUUAGUUGAUUCAAUACCAAAUUCUCCAAACAAAUAUCACAGGAACUGUAUGGCAGACAGCAAGGAGAAUUACUAAUGAGAUCAUGGGAGAUAAAGGGUUAAUCUCGUUCUGUGGUUGUCUAUGUGUAUUUCAGGGGUGAUUUCAUGCCGUCACUUGCAACGAAUCGCCAGAGAAAAGAACCAUUUCUACCCUGAUGGAGUCUACAAGAUCUACCCCACAGGUUCCCGGCCUGUUAUGACCUACUGCGAUAUGACACGUGACGGUGGAGGAUGGACGUUACUGGUUACUAGCCACACCAACAGCUGGAAGGCACAGAAUGUGAAAUUACGAAACGCAAACUACCCAAAGUUGACUGAUGACUUCUCUAUUCUGCAAUAUGCGGACAGCAUUAAGAAUAACAAAGAAGUGACCGGAACUACGUUUGAAUAUCGCCUAGAGGCUCAAAACAGAGGUAAUAAAUUGUUUCCGAGGUUGAAAGAGGAGGGAAGGUUGAAAAUACUUAAUAGAAGUUGUGACCACAAGGCAGUGGUACAUGAAAGAAGAAGCUUUUGUGAUCCAAGACUCCCGUUUCCCUUCGCUUAGCAAGUUUGCCCGAGCCAUCUUCCCCCUCACGUCCCAACACGACAUUUUGGAAUAUGAAAUUGAAAGAAGGACGUUCACACGAGUACCAAAUGUAAUUGCAUUGGAAAUCGUUGCUACGCUAUUUUUGCCCACAUAGUAGGAGUGGCCAUCUUGGCUACCAUCACGCCUCUCUGGAAUUUUUAUUACCUUUGAUGAAUAAGCUCAUCAUGCAGAGCUCAUCACAGGCUUUCAGUCAAAGGGUAAAUAACUCUGCCAAGAGGGGAAUCCACUCCCAAUAACUUUACCUUCACCUCGUACUGCAGUAAGGCAGUGGCAAACUGAAGUGAUACGUCGAUACAUUUACUAUCUUCUGUAUCCUUGAAUCAAAUAACUCUUAUGGGGAUAUUUUAUUAAAUUUGUUCUUCUAUCUACAUGAAUAUCUCUGGAAAAGUUUUUACCAUCAUGAAAUUCCAAGAAUGAAACUUAGUUUUUAGGUCUUGAGACUAAAAUAUUGUGAUCUCUUUUCAGGUCGUUGGGGAGGCAUCUGGAAGGCUCCAAGGGACUACACCUUCACAGCCACCAACAACAAACAAACGAAAGUUGAACUGAUCAAGAAGUUUGAUAAUUGGAAAUAUUCAAACGGAGGCAUUGAACAAAGAAUGCCAUGGAUUUCUGGUGCCAGGUUAACCACUUCCGGCCAUGCUCAACACUCUUGGUGGGGGUCAAUAACAGGUAAACAUUAUAGUUAUGAGGUAACAGGUGAACGAAGGGCUAAUGUUCUUCUAAUUUUCUAAAUUAGAAGCUAAUAGGUUAUAAAAAUCCGCAAGUCUAAAAAUCUCUUCCAUUCCAGGAUUUCUCCCUAAAUCUUCCAUUCAGAAUAUCGUUAUCUAAUGCCUCGUUGGCAUUCCAUAAUAGUAAUCUUGAAGCAAACGAUUUGAGCUUUGUUGUCAUAAAUAACAAUAACAAUAUAAUAAUAUCUAGCUGUUAAAAGUAUAAUACCAGAGCAGACUAAACCACAGUUCAAACAAUCAGUGGCAUUAAUUUUCUAAAAAAAAUUGUCUAUUAAAGGUCGAAAAAAUGGGGUCAUUAUGUUUAUUUUUUCCAUUAUAAUAAUUAUCUUAAAAUUAUUUAUCUUUUUAGGUGACGAUAAGAGUUACCAUCCCGCACCUUGGAUUAGUGGAGACCGUAUGGAGAGUCAGCCAUCCUACAUCUGGUACUGGAUGAGGGAGGGAUCAUUCAAAGGUUCCAUUUCCGUCUCGGGUAUGUCUGGGUGUUGUUUACCAAGGAUAAGUUGAUCGAAAUCCAGUAAAAGAAGCUACGUCACGUCAUUUUGUGUCAUACUGAGCAACACAGAAAAUCGCUAAGUCUGUUUUUGACUCCCGUGCAUAUUCCGUCUACCACCAUAUCGUGCAUUACUCUUGUGUGACUUUCUCACACGUUAAAUCGGAAUCCAUUCUCCCGCAUGUCACAAAAUCGUGUCUGGUUUCAUUUAUAUGAGCCAGAUCUCAGACGGGUGUAAAAGCGUUACCAUCCCCAAAAAUCAGACCGAACGAAUUGCUAUUUAUAAAAGGCCAGUAUCUGACCUGUUAUACAGUCGUGAUUCAUAUAUAUAUAUUUAUAGGAGUGUUUGAAUUCAAUUUGUUAUCAUUUCUGCGUGGCCACUAAAAUUUGGUAAACUGUACUAGUGCGAAAAACACAGUGAUAGAGGCUACUAAGUCCAAAAACUGUACGUCAAACCGAUAAAGCCAAGAUUUUCCUGAAAAAAAAGGAUUUUCCUAAAAAAUUUUUUGUUGUAUUUGGCAAAAGAAACCCAGUCUGAUUAUUCAGAAGACUACCCUUAAACUGAAUUCCUUACAAAAUUAAAGCUUUAAAGUAAUCUAACUCAAUGUCUUUUUUCUGCUUUUAGAUUGUCAGGAUGGCAACAAGAAUUGCAAGUAUUGGGCAUCGCAUGGUCAUUGCAAAAAGUCUGCUAAUUACAUGUCUAAGAACUGCCGUAAGAGUUGCAACCUUUGUCAAGGUAUGUAUAACUAAUCAGUGAAAACUUUAAAAUAGAGUAAACAAAAGUUUAAACAUUCUCAUAAUAUUUGAUUGUGGUAUUAUUUGAUUGUAAUAUGAUAUAUGGUAGCUAUGACUUUAUGGGCCCAACCCAAAUCCCGAGUUGAUAACCUCAAAAAACUCUCAGUCUGUCAAACCUAUCUCUCAUAAAUAACACAAAACUUUGAAAGUGUUACUGAAGCAGAGUUUUUCAAUUUAGCCAAUGAAAAGCGAAAAGGAAAUUCUCGUUUUCAUCUAAAGAGUAUUUCUACAGGCAGCCUCUUUUUUCGACUACUAAAUUAUCUAAAUUGUCUUUCUUCCUGUUAAAACAGAGGAAGGAGGAAAAGGGCAGGGAGGCGAAGGAGAAGGAAAAUCAGGUUUGGUUUUAUUCACAAUUUCUUUUCUAUGGUUAAAUUUUGACUUUCAUCGUAUGCCCUACAAAAAGCCAUUUUUGUCUAAAAAUAAACUUUGUAUUCAAACGUCUAUUAUGAUUAUUAGCGGGAGGAAUACGAAGCUACGGUGACUACUGUGUGGCCCCAAACAGGGGAGGUUGUUCCCCUCCAGGCGGCAGUUAUCUCAUCUUCACUAAAAAGAAAGGCACGGCUUGUAAUGCAAGGGAACAGAUCUUUCGUCUUGAUCAGAAUGGCAUUAUUCAUCACAAGUGCAGCGGGAAGGUGGUUUGUCCACAAGGUAAAUUAAUGCUCGCUAGGUUAAUAUCCCUGGCUUCCGUUUAUUUUCAUCUUGCUGUCUUUGUCUCACGGUAUCAAAUACCGUAAUGACUCGAUUUAGCGUAUUAGGCGCUUAUUUUGGUAUACCUCGAGGGAUGGCACUUAUUGGAGACAGGCCCUUAUAAGGAAGAGGGCGCAUACUUGUUUUUUGAGAAACGGCAGAAUGGGCGGGAAGUGAAAGCAGUGACUUUUAUCUGAAAAGAAUCAAGAAGACCGGCAAACGGACUUGGAUAAUUCCUGGCUAGAACAACCCAGCCAAGAAAUCAUCACAAAAUUUUAAGACGCGACAUUCGUUAAAAUGAACUGUGUAUGCACUCACAUGGACAUAAUGGUUGGGAGACUGAGACAAAGACCUUUAAGAAGCUUUAAGUGAGAAAUUAAAGGAAAAUGAACCACGGUUGAUCUCAAUGUCCAUGUAAUCCACAGAAUAGGGGCGCUUAUUAGAAUGGGGGUACUCACCGUAUGGGGGCCCUUCUCAGACUAAGGGCACUUAUUGACAAAAAACAGAUGGAAGGGUGCAUAUUAAAGACGAGGCGCUUAUUAGAACGAAGGGCGCUUAAUCACAUCAUUGAGGUAAACCGACGCAAAACAAAGAAAUCUCUAUUUUAGGCAAUUACCGAACGACAGUCGAGCAAGAGCAUUUUAAUUUUGCCUCGUUUUACUCACUAAACCAAGUCGUUAGCUCGAUUAAGACGUGCAUAAUGAGCACGAUGGAAACUGAUUUUCUUAGUAUCCAGGGGAAUGAAGUAUUUGAAGAACUUAUUGUUAUCAAUAGAGUAUCCUGCUCAUCGAUGUUUUUCUGUGUAAUUUUGAUUUUUAGACAAUAACCCUUCCAAUGGUAAAAAGCUGAUGCUGAAGGACAAAUGCGACCGGGGAAUUUCUAGGCACGUAAGGUGAGUAAAUACGCCAGUUGGUUGUCUUUCAUUUUAGUUACAACUAUUGUUAAUCUGAUUACAUUGACAAUAAAGCGACAAAAGUAACAAAUUUUCAACAUUGGAUUCUUUGGCCAUCCCACUGUCACAUCCACUGAAAAGAAAACUAUUUCAGGUUGCAGAAAUAUCACAACCUGAAGAACCUAAAGAACAACUUCUGUGUUCAUCCGAAUGGCGGAUGGCCUCGUGAAGGAGGAGCAUUGGUUUAUUGGAAAGGGUGUGACCAGGCCAGGCUCAAGCUCGAAUUCUUACAUACUGGUAAGACAUGAUGCCAAAAUUAACAAUAAAAAAAACAUCUAAAAUCUGAUUUAUUUGCCAUUAUACUUUUUGACCGUUAAAAUGUCUUUCUCCUCGUUAAAACAGAGGAAGGUGAAAAAGGAGAGGGAGGCGAGGAAGAAGGAACAUCAGGUUUGAUUUUGUUUAAAAUUUUUCUUCCCAAUGAGCGUCUAUUAAAUUUUUUUUUUUUAUGAUGAGAUUUUGAAUUUUAUUGUAUGCUACAAAAGCGAUCUUUUUUUAAAAAUUAACUUCAACUCAAAAGUUUACUUCAUUUAUCAGCGUGAGAACUAAAAAGCUUCGGCGACUUCUUUGUGAAUCCAUCCCUCUGACGGUCACAAAAUCGCUCCUGGUCUCAUAAAUUUAACCCAGAUCUCAGAUAGAUGUAGAGCAGAUGAAAGAAAAGCAAUUUGUCAUUGUAAUCAUAUCAACAUACAAACGAGCGGGUAUAAAUACAGGGAAAAACAAGACGGUUCCAAACAUGAUUUUCAUCAAGCAUGGCUGUUCCUUAAAUCCAACCGAGCGAAUUGCUAUCUCUAAGAUGCAAGUUUCUGACCUGUUAUACUGUUGUGACUCAUAUUAUAUAUAGAAAAGUUUGAAAGAACUGACUGGUAAAAACCGGGAGACUUGACUUACAUAUAGAGAGAGGUGGUUUAAAUGAGUCACUGCAAUACGGAUAAAUUUAAUUAUUUUUGAAUUUGCGAACCUUUGGCUCAAUGCGCUAAACGAGGGUCAAGUCUACCCCUGGGUACACCGAUGGAGAUUGAUUUUACUAGUGCAUAUUUACACUACCCACUUCCCCAGUGCAGCAAAAUUGUCACUCCGAUAAUUUUCUUGAUCAGUUACGAGCUUUUCCACCUCCCUUCGGCCAAAGCCUCUCAGGACUACCAAUUACUCAGGAGUUUUGUUUGGAAAAGUUGACCCGGAACAAUGGGCCAUUUCUUGAUACGAAUUCAAUUUGUUAUCAUUUGCGUGCGACCACUAAAAUUUGGUUAACUGUCCUUGUGAGAAAAACACAGCAAUAGAGGCCACCAGGUCCAGAAAUCGUAAAUCAAAGCGAUAAAGCCAAGAGUUUCUUAAAAAACAGAUAUGGUUUGCUUUAUUUGGCAAAACUAACAAACCCAGUCUGAUUAUUCAGAAGACUACACUUAAACUGUAUUCCCUACAAAAUAAAAGUUUUAAGGCAUCCUAACUAAAAAAUAGUUUCCCAUAAAGGACUAGAGAAAAGAACAAACAACCAAUAGACUGCGCUCUAAAAAGCCUGUGUUUGCAAUAUUUUUUUUUCUGCCUUUAGACUGUCAGGAUGGCAACAAGAAUUGCAAGUAUUGGGCAUCGCAUGGUCAUUGCAAAAAGUCUUCUAACUACAUGUCUAAGAACUGCCGAAAGAGUUGCAACCUUUGUCAAGGUAUAUAUAGCCACUCAGUGAAAACUUUAAAAUAGAGUAAACGAAAGUUUAAACAUUCUCAUAAUGUUUGAUUGCAGUAAUAUUUGAUUGUGAUGUGAUAUAUGGUACAGUAUAGUCAUAACAUUAUGGGCCCAACCCAAACCCCGAGUUGGAUGAUUACCUUCAAAACACAAUUAAUGAAGCAGAGUUUUCACUUGGCCAAUGAAAAGCGUUAGGAAAUUCACGUUAUUUUCUAAGGAGUAUCUCUACAGGCUGCCUUUUUUUUUUAGCCAGAGAAAUACAAAGCUUCGGUGACUUCUUUGUGAAUCCAUUCUCCUGGCGGUCACAAAUAGCUCCUGGUUUCAUCUAUGGGACCCAGAUCUUAGACAGGGUGUAAAGCAGAUGGAAGAAAAACAAUUUGUCAUAGUUAUCAUAUAGACAUAAAAAUAAGCAGGCAUAAUUGCAGAGAAAAACGUGAAGCUUCUAAGAUGAUUGUCAUCAAGCUUCGCCAUUCCCAAAAUCCGACCGAACGAAUUGCUAUCUCUGAGAGGCCAGUUUCUGACCCAUCAGAGAGACGUGAUUGUUAUAUAUAUGAGUGUUUGAAUUCAAUUUGUCAUCAUUUGCGUGCGGCCACUAAAAUUUGGUAGACGGUCCAUGUGCGAACAAACACAGUAAUAGAGGCCACUUGUCCAGUAACUGUAUAUCAAAGCGAUGAAGCUAAGAUUUUUCUAGAAAAAAGUUAUGAUUUGUUGUAUUUGGCAAACCAACCAACCCAGUCUGAGAAGAAGACUACCCGUAAACUGAAUUCCUUAUAAAACUAAGGCUUUAAGGUAAUCUAACUUUAAAAAUAUCUGUAUAUUUUUCCCAUACAGGAAAAUCUACAAUCAAUAGAGUGAGCUCUAAAAAGCCUGUGUUUGCAAUAUUUUUUUUUUCGCCUUUAGAUUGUCAGGAUGGCAACAAGAAUUGCAAGUAUUGGGCAUCGCAUGGUCAUUGCAAAAAGUCUGCUAACUACAUGUCUAAGAACUGCCGUAAGAGUUGCAACCUUUGUCAAGGUAUAUAUAACCACUCAAUCAAAACUUUAAAAUAGAGUAAACAAAAGUUUAAACAUUCUCAUAAUAUUUGAUUGCGGUAAUAUUUGAUUGUAAUAUGAUAUAUGGUACAGUAUAGUCAUAACGUUAUGGGCCCAACCCAAACCCCGAGUUGGAUGAUUACCUUCAAAACUCUCAGUCUGUCAAACCUGUCUCUCAUUAAUAACACAAAACUUUGAAAGUGUUACAAUUAAUAAAGCAGAGUUUUCAUUUGGCCAAUGAAAAGCGUUAGGAAAUUCACGAUAUUUUCUAAGGAGUAUCUCUACAGGCUGCCUCGUGUUCGAAAAAUAUGAAAAAGGCUAAAUAAACAACUUGAUUAGUUUUUUUUUUAUUAUUAAUUUGUCUUCUUGUUAAAACAGAGGAAGGAGGAAAAGGACAGGGAGGCGGAGAAGGAAGUAAGUCAGCUUUGCUUUUGUUUAAAAUUUUUCUUCUCAAUCAGCGUCUAUUAAUAAUUUCUCUUGUAGGGUUAAAGUUUGAAUUUUAUUGUAUGCUACAAAAAAAUUUUCAUUUUUUCCAAAAAUUAACUUCAACUCAAAAGUCUACUUCAUUUUUUAGCGAGAGAAAUACAAAGCUUCGGUGACUUCUUUGUGAAUCCAUUCUCCUGGCGGUCACAAAUAGCUCCUGGUUUCAUCUAUGGGACCCAGAUCUUAGACAGGGUGUAAAGCAGAUGGAAGAAAAACAAUUUGUCAUAGUUAUCAUAUGGACAUAAAAAUAAGCAGGCAUAAUUGCAGAGAAAAACGUGAAGCUUCUAAGAUGAUUGUCAUCAAGCUUCGCCAUUCCCAAAAUCCGACCGAACGAAUUGCUAUCUCUGAGAGGCCAGUUUCUGACCCAUCAGAGAGACGUGAUUGUUAUAUAUAUGAGUGUUUGAAUUCAAUUUGUCAUCAUUUGCGUGCGGCCACUAAAAUUUGGUAGACGGUCCAUGUGCGAACAAACACAGUAAUAGAGGCCACUUGUCCAGUAACUGUAUAUCAAAGCGAUGAAGCUAAGAUUUUUCUAGAAAAAAGUUAUGAUUUGUUGUAUUUGGCAAACCAACCAACCCAGUCUGAGAAGAAGACUACCCGUAAACUGAAUUCCUUAUAAAACUAAGGCUUUAAGGUAAUCUAACUUUAAAAAUAUCUAUAUAUUUUUCCCAUACAGGAAAAUCUACAAUCAAUAGAGUGAGCUCUAAAAAGCCUGUUUGCAAUAUUUUUUUUUCGCCUUUAGAUUGUCAGGAUGGCAACAAGAAUUGCAAGUAUUGGGCAUCGCAUGGUCAUUGCAAAAAGUCUGCUAACUACAUGUCUAAGAACUGCCGUAAGAGUUGCAACCUUUGUCAAGGUAUAUAUAACCACUCAAUCAAAACUUUAAAAUAGAGUAAACAAAAGUUUAAACAUUCUCAUAAUAUUUGAUUGCGGUAAUAUUUGAUUGUAAUAUGAUAUAUGGUACAGUAUAGUCAUAACGUUAUGGGCCCAACCCAAACCCCGAGUUGGAUGAUUUACCUUCAAAACUCUCAGUCUGUCAAACCUGUUUCUCAUUAAUAACACAAAACUUUGAAAGUGUUACAAUUAAUAAAGCAGAGUUUUCAUUUGGCCAAUGAAAAGCGUUAGGAAAUUCACGUUAUUUUCUAAGGAGUAUCUCUACAGGCUGCCUCGUGUUCGAAAAAUAUGAAAAAGGCUAAAUAAGCAGCUUGAUUAUUGUAUUCUUUUUUUAUUGUUAAUUUGUAUUUCUUCUUGUUAAAACAGAGGAAGGAGGAAAAGGACAGGGAGGCGAAGAAGGAAGUAAGUCAGCUUUGGUUUUGUUUAAAAUUUUUCUUCUCAAUCAGCGUCUAUUAAUAAUUUCUCUUGUAGGGUUAAAGUUUGAAUUUUAUUGUAUGCUACAAAAAAAUUUUCAUUUUUUCCAAAAAUUAACUUCAACUCAAAAGUCUACUUCAUUUUUUAGCGAGAGAAAUACGAAGCUUCGAUGAUUUCUUUGUGAAUCCAUUCCCCUGGCGGUCACAAAUAGCUCCUGGUUUCAUCUAUGGGACCCAGAUCUUAGACAGGGUGUAAAGCAGAUGGAAGAAAAACAAUUUAUCAUUGUAAUCAUAUCAACAUACAAAUGAGCGGGCAUAACUAAAGAGAAAAACGUGACGCUUCUAAACAUGAUUUUUAUCAAGCAUCGCCAUUCCCAACAUUCGAUCGAGCGAAAUGCUAUCUAUAAGAAGCCAGUUUCUGACCUAUCAGAGAGUCGUGAUUGUUAUAUAUAUGAGUGUUUGAAUUUGAUUUGUUAUCAUUUGCGUGCGGCUACUAAAAUUUGGUAGACGGUCCAUGUGCGAAAAAACACAGUGAUAGAGGCCACUUGUCCAGUAACUGUAUAUCAAAGCGAUGAAGCUAAGAUUUUUCUAGAAAAAAGUUAUGAUUUGUUGUAUUUGGCAAAACAAACCAACCCAGUCUGAGAAGAAGACUACCCGUAAACUGAAUUCCUUAUAAAACUAAGGCUUUAAGGUAAUCUAACUUUAAAAAUAUCUAUAUAUUUUUCCCAUACAGGAAAAUCUACAAUCAAUAGAGUGAGCUCUAAAAAGCCUGUGUUUGCAAUUUUUUUUUUGCCUUUAGAUUGUCAGGAUGGCAACAAGAAUUGCAAGUAUUGGGCAUCGCAUGGUCAUUGCAAAAAGUCUGCUAAUUACAUGUCUAAGAACUGCCGUAAGAGUUGCAACCUUUGUCAAGGUAUAUAUAACCACUCAAUCAAAACUUUAAAAUAGAGUAAGCAAAAGUUUAAUUAUUCUGAUAAUAUUUGAUUGCGGUAAUAUUUGAUUGUGAUAUGAUAUAGUUAUAACUUUAUGGACCCAACUCAAACACCGAGUUGAUAACCUCCAAAGACUCUCAGUCUGUCAAACCUGUCUCUUAUUAGUAAGACAAAACUUUUAAAGUGUUACAAUUAAUAAAGCAAAGUUGUUUUCAUUUGGCCAAUGAAAAGCGAUAGGAAAUUCACGUUAUUUUCUAAAGAGCAUCUCUACAGGCUCCCUCUUGUUCGAAAAAUAUGAAAAGGCUAAGUAAACAGCUUGAUUAUUUUAUCCUUUUUUUAUUGUUAAUUUGUCUUUCUUCUUGUUAAAACAGAGGAAGGAGGAAAAGGACAGGGAGGCGAAGAAGGAAGUAAGUCAGGUUUGGUUUUGUUUAAAAUUUUUCUUCUCAAUCACUGUCCAUUAAUAAUUUCUCUUUUAUGAUUAAAUUUCGAAUUUUAUUGUGUGCUUCAAAAAACUCUUAUUUUUUAAAAAUUAGCUUCAACUCAAAAUCACAUUUUUAGCGAGAGUCGAAUUCGAUGAUUUCUUUGUGAAUCCAUUCCCUGGCGGUUACAAAUUCCUGGUUUCAUCUAAUGACCCAGAUUUUAGACAGGGUUAAAGCAGAUGGAAGAAAAACAAUUUAUCAUUGUAAUCAUAAACAUACAAAUGAGCGGACAUAAUUAAAAAGAAAACGUGACGCUUCUAAACAUGAUUUUUAUCAAGCAUCGCCAUUCCCAACAUUCGAUCGAGCCAAAUGCUAUCUAUAAGAAACCAGUUUCUGACCUAUCAGAGAGUCGUGAUUGUUAUAUAUAUGAAUGUUUGAAUUUAAUUUGUCAUCAUUUGCGUGCGGCUACUAAAAUUUGGUACGAAGCUUCGGUGACUUCUUUGUGAAUCCAUUCCCCUGGCGGUCACAAAUAGCUCCUGGUUUUAUUUAUGUGACCCAGAUCUUAGACAGGGUGUAAAGCAGAUGGAAGAAAAACAAUUUAUCAUUGUAAUCAUAUCGACAUACAAAUGAGCGGGCAUAACUGCAGAAAAAAACGUGACGCUUCUAAACACAACUGUCAUCAAGUAUCGCCAUUUCCAAAAUCCCACCGAGCGAAUUGCUAUCUCUAAGAGGCCAGUUUCUGACCUAUACGAGAGUCGCGACUCAUAUAUAAGUGUUUGAAUUCAAUUUGUUAUCAUUUGCGUGCGGACACUAAAAUUUGGUAGACUGUCCACCUGCGAAAAACACAGCAAUAGAGGCCACUUGUCCAGAAACUGUAUAUCAAAGCGAUGAAGCCAACAUUUUCCUAGAAAAAAGUUAUCAUUUGCUGUAUUUGGCAAAAUUAAACAAACAUCAUCUAACUAUCCAGAAGACUACCCUUAAACUGAAUUCCUUAUAAAAAUUAAAGCUUUAAGGAAACUUAACCUAAAAAUAUAUUUAUUUUUCGCAUACCGGAGAAUUUACAAACAAUCAAUAUAGUAAGCUCUAAAAAGCCUGUGUUUUCAAUGUUUUUUUUGCCUUUAGAUUGUCAGGAUGGCAACAAGAAUUGCAAGUAUUGGGCAUCGCAUGGUCAUUGCAAAAAGUCUGCUAAUUACAUGUCUAAGAACUGCCGUAAGAGUUGCAACCUUUGUCAAGGUAUAUAUAACCACUCAAUGAAAACUUUAAAAUAGAGUAAACAAAAGUUUAAACAUUCUCAUUAUGUUUGAUUGCGGUAAUAUUUGAUUGUGAUAUGAUAUAUGGUACAGUAUAGUUAUAACUUUAUGGGCUCAACCCAAACCCCGAGUUGGUUACUCCCAAAACACUAAGUCUAUCAAACCUGUCUCUCAAUAAUAAGACAAAACUUUGAAAGUGUUACAAUUGACGAAGCAGAGUUGUUUUCAUUUGGCCAAUGAAAAGCGAGAAGGAAGUUCACGCUAUUUUCUAAGGAGUAUCUCUACAGGCUGCCUCAUGUUCGAAAAAUAUUAAAAAGGCUAAAUAAAUAACUUGAUUAGUUUUUUUUCAAUUAUUAAUUUGUCUUUUUUCUUGUUAAAACAGAGGAAGGAGGAAAAGGACAGGGAGGCGAAGGAGGAGGUAAGUCAGGUUUGGUUUUGUUUAAAAUUUUUCUUCUCAAUCAGCGUCUAUUAAUAAUUUUUCUUUUUUAGGGUUAAAUUUUGAAUUUUACUGUAUGCUGCAAAGGAACUUUUAUUUUUUCAAAAAUUAACUUCAUUUCAAAAGUCUUCUUCAUUUGUUAGCGAGACAAAUACGAAGCUUCGGUGACUUCUUUGCGAAUCCAUUCCCCUGGCGGUCACAAAUAGCUCCUGGUUUCAUUUGUGGGACCCAGAUCUUAGACAGGGUGUAAAGCAGAUGGAAGAAAAACAAUUUGUCAUUGUACAAAUAUAAUUGUCAUCAAGCUUCGCCAUGCCCAAAAUUCGACUGAGCGAAUUGCUAUCUCUGAGAGGUCAGUUUCUGACCUAUUAGAGAGUCGUGACUCUUAUUUAUAGGAGUGUUUGAAUUCAAUUUUUUAUCAUUUGCGUGCAGCCACUAAAAUUUGGUACAAUGUCCACGUGCGAAAAACACAGUGAUAGAGGCCACCUCUCCAGAAACUGUACAUCAAAGCGAUGAAGCUAACAUUUUCCUAGAAAAAAGUUACGAUUUGUUGUGUUUGGCAAAAUAGACAAACCCAGCCGGUCUGAGAAGAAGACUACCCUUAAACUGAAUUCCUUAUUAAAUUAAGGCUUAAAGGUAAUCUAACUUUAAAAAUAUAUAUAUAUAUAUAUAUAUUCCCAUACAAGAGUAUUUACAAACAAUCAAUAGAGUGAUCUCUAAAAAGCCUGUGUUUUCAAUGUCUUUUUUCGCCUUUAGAUUGUCAGGAUGGCAACAAGAAUUGCAAGUAUUGGGCAUCGCAUGGUCAUUGCAAAAAGUCUGCUAACUACAUGUCUAAGAACUGCCGUAAGAGUUGCAACCUUUGUCAAGGUAUAUAUAACCACUCAGUGAAAACUUUAAAAUAGAGUAAACGAAAGUUUAAACAUUCUCAUAAUGUUUGAUUGCGGUAAUAUUUGAUUGUGAUAUGAUAUAUGGUACGGUAUAGUUAAAACUUUAUGAGCUCAACCCAAACUUCGAGUCGGUUACCUCCAAAAACACUCGGUCCGUCAAACCUGUCCCUCGAUAACAACACAAAACUCUGAAAGUGUUACAAUUCAUGAAGCAGAGUUGUUUUCAUUUGGCCAGUGAAAAAGUGGGAAGGAAGUUCACGUUGUUUUCUAGAGAGUAUCUCUACAGGCUGCCUCGUGUUCGAAAAAUACAAAAAGGCGAAAUAAAUAACUUGAUUAGUUUUUUUUUAUUGUUAAUUUGUCUUUCUUCUUGUUAAAACAGAGGAAGGAGGAAAAGGACAGGGAGGCGAAGAAGGAAGUAAGUCAGGUUUGGUUUUGUUUAAAGUUUUUCUUCUCAAUCAGCGUUAAUUAAUUAUUUCUCUCUCAUGGUUAAAUUUUGAAUUUUGUUGUAUGCUAAAAAAAAAAUUUAAUUUUUUCAAAAAUAACUUCAACUCAAAAGUCUACUUCAUUUGUUAGUGAGAGAAAAACAAAGUUUCGGUGACUUCUUCGUAAAUCCAUUCCCCUGGUGGUCACAAGCCGCUCCUGGUUUCAUUUAUGGGACCCACGUGACCCAGACCUUAGACAGGGUGUAACGCAGAUGGAAGAAAAACAAUUUGUCAUAGUUAUCAUAUAGACAUAAAAAUAAGCAGGCAUAAUUGCAGAGAAAAACGUGAAGCUUCUAAAGAUGAUUGUCAUCAAGCUUCGCCAUUCCCAAAAUCCGACAGAGCGAAUUGCUAUCUCUGAGAGGCCAGUUUCUGACCUAUUAGAGAGUCGUGAUUGUUAUUUAUAGGAGUGUUUGAAUUCAAUUUGUUAUCAUUUGCGUGCGGCCACUAAAAUUUGGUAGACGGUCCAUGUGCAAAAAACACAGUAAUAGAGGCCACUUGUCCAGAAAUUGUAUAUCAAGCAAUGAAGCCAAGAUUUUCCUAGAAAAAAAGUUAUGAUUUGUUGUAUUUGGCAAAAUAAACAAACCCAGUCUGAGAUAAAGACUACCCUUAAACUGAAUUCCUUAUAAAAUUAAACCUUUAGGUAAUCUAACUUAAAAAUAUAUAUAUUUUUCCCAUACAGGAGAAUUUACAAACAAUCAAUCGAGUGAACUCUAAAAAGCCUUUGUUUGCAAUGUUUUUUUUUCGCCUUUAGAUUGUCAGGAUGGCAACAAGAAUUGCAAGUAUUGGGCAUCGCAUGGUCAUUGCAAAAAGUCUGCUAAUUAUAUGUCUAAGAACUGCCGUAAGAGUUGCAACCUUUGUCAAGGUAUUAUAACCACUCAAUGAAAACUUUGAAAUAGAGUAAAAAAAACGUUCAACAAUUUUGAUAAUGUUUGAUUGAUGUUAUAUUUGAUUGUGGUACGACAAAUGGUACAAUAACUAUGACCUGACGAGCUCAUCAUUUAACAAGCUCUUAGUUGCAAAUAUCUUAGUUAGGAUAAUCACACAGGGACCCACAUUCCCAGACACAUUUGUUAGGACGCAUAUACUGCCUCGCUUACUUGGGUCUCAAUGCUUUUUUUGAAAGAUGACAUGGAAGAACAUCAUAUGCGUCGAUCUGGAGAACUUUCUUUAUUAAUUUUGUGUGGGAGUGCAGCAUACAUUAUAAACAGUAAAAACAGGCUUCGUCUCGUUAAGGGUGUGGUGCAGACUGAAGGCGAAAAAGGACAAAAUCUGAGUGAAAGUUCUUUACGCCACUCCAUGUUUCUUUAAAGUUCGCUGUAUACCGUCUCUUGGUCGAACACAUGAAAGGCAAAAUCAAUACUUAAAGUUUGUUACCGCUAAAGAAUUCUAAUUUCGUAAUUUCUUUCUCCUAUUUAAAUAGACGGAGAGGACAAAGGCGGAGGAGCGGAGGAAGAAGGUAAAAAGUGCCUUUUUUCAAUUAAAAACAUUUUCUCAUUUAUUGCUGGAUUAUCUACCAACAUCUAAUAAAUUGAGCUACAAACAGCUUGUGUUUGAGAUGUUUUUUUUUUGCCAUUAGAAUGUCAGGAUGGCAACAAGCAUUGCAAGUAUUGGGCAUCGAAUGGUCAUUGCAAAAAGUCUGCAAACUACAUGUCUAAGAACUGCCGUAAGAGUUGCAACCUUUGCCAAGGUAUUUAUAACUAAUCAAUGACGAGUAACAAAAUUUUAAAAAUUUUGAUAAUGUUUGAUUGUUGUUAUUUUUGGUUGUGAUGUGAUAUAUGGUACAACAACUAUAUUUUGACGAGUCCAUCACUUAACAAGCUCCUAGUUUCAAAUAUCUGAUUUAGUGAAAUCACACAAAGAUGGAAGACGCGAAGAUCGCUCGUAACUUCACUUAUUAAUCCGAAGUUCAUCUAUGAAAUUCAUAAAUCCAUAGUCUUUCGUCCACUGUCUUGGUAUACCUCGUUAAUAUUAUCUAAAAUCUAAUAACAAUUCAGCUUUUUCCUUAUUAAUUAGAGAGGACCUAGACCGUUAAGAAUGUCAAAAAUUCAAAUAAAAUAAUUUUAAAUUCAGGCAUUGCACAAAAAGAAUAAAUAUCCAUAUAUUCUUUACAGUUUUCUGCAUUUUGCCUCCUAGUCGAAUACACGGAAGGCAAAAUCAAUACUUAAAGUGAGUUAUCGCUAACAAUUCUAAUUUCAUUUUUCCCUUCUCCAAUUUGAAACAGACGGAGAGGACACAGAAGGAGGUGAGGAAGAAGGGAAAAUGGGUCUUUUUUUAAAUUAAAAAUAUUUUCCCCAUUCAUCAAUGGAUUUUAUAAAAUAAUUCAAAUAGUAUGCGCGCUUUGAAACCUAAAAUAAAACCAUUUUACACGAGCGUAUGUAAACACGGUUUUCAUACUGAAUCUUCUCGCGGAGUUCUCCCUGCUAUUUAUUUAGCAGUAACCCAGUUUCUUUAAGUUUGUUUUGAGUACAGUUAUGAAAGAAGAAGAUUUUCCUAAUUUUUCUUUGGAGUUUAAUUUUCCCAGCACUCAAGAAACGGCCGAAAAGCCAAAUGAACUUCAGGAAGCACGUCGCUUUCCUUCGUUGCAAGAAGAGGCUCUUUCAUUAAUUAUUUUAUAAAAGAAAUGUAAAAUGGUUUCCGUGUUGCUUCGCGUCGUGGUUUCCUACGCUUAUCUCGUGUUCUCCCAACCUCCCGCGUGUUUACAUCAGGCCAUGUAAACACAGAAACCAUUUUACAUUUCUUCACUCUACCAACAUCCAAUUAAUGGAGCUAUAAACAACCUGUGUUUGCAAUGUUUUUUCCUUCUGCCUUAAGAUUGUCAGGAUGGCAACAAGAAUUGCAAGUAUUGGGCAUCGCAUGGUCAUUGCGAAAAGUCUGCUAAUUACAUGUCUAAGAACUGCCGUAAGAGUUGUAACCUUUGUCAAGGUAUAUAUAACUAAUCAAUGAAACGUUUAAAAUCGAGUUAACAAAAGUUUAACAAUUUUGAUAAUGUUUGAUUGCUGUUUAUUUUUUUAUUGUGAUAUGAUAGAUACUACAACAACUAUGACUUGACGAGGCUCACUAACUUCAAACCAACAUCACUAGAAUAAUAUGGCAGACAGUAAGGAGAACUACAAAUGAAAUCUUAGAAGUGAAAAGGUACAUGUGAUACUGUUUUCUCCCUUGUAAACAGGUGAAGCGAGAAAAGAACACUCAGGAGGAGGAGAAUUUGAAGAUGAGGAAGACGAUAUGAACGAGGAAGACAAUGAAAAAGAAGAAGAAAAGGGAGACGACGAAAAAGGCGAAAAACAAGAGGAAAAAAAUCACAAAGAAGACCGGCAAAUGUUCUUCGCUUAGAAGUAAAGAUUACUGCUCCGCCGUCACAAUAACCGAUGAGCAUCAACGUUGUAACUCAUCUCGUUGGAAAUUUUUAGAAGCUAAUUGAACUGAUGUUUUAGAACAAGCCUCAGUCUUAUUUACCCAAUAAUAUGUUAGAAUUUAUUGUUGUAUCUUGUAUUCAUGACUAUUUUUAAUUAUGAUGUAAUCUGCUUUGCUUCAGUAGCUAAGGCUGUAGUGCAAAAGCUUUAAACAUUUUUGGGGUUAUAUCUUUACUAGUACUGGUUACAUCUUGAAUGUAAUCAAGGUAAAGUCUUGAUAAUAAAACCCAUAUUCGACAAU
Pocillopora meandrina is the source of this 33502-nucleotide messenger RNA. The record is from the annotation of a GenBank genome assembly. Lineage: Eukaryota; Metazoa; Cnidaria; Anthozoa; Scleractinia; Pocilloporidae.